AUGGAACACCCUAAGAGGGUAGUGUUGGUUGACAACUAUGAUUCGUUUACAUGGAACUUAUAUGAGUACUUCUGCCAAGCCGGGGCGGAAGUCCUUGUCCAUAGGAACGAUAAAAUAACUGUCCCGGAAAUCGAAGCUUUAAACCCAGAUAUCAUCUGUAUAUCACCGGGACCAGGCCAUCCAUCGGUUGAUGGAGGUAUAUCGAAUAAAUGUAUUGAGUACUUUAAGGGUAAGAAGCCUAUUUUUGGUGUCUGUCUUGGACAGCAAUGCAUAUACGAGCACUUUGGGGGCACAGUUACUGGCGCAGGUGAGAUCAUUCAUGGUAAGACUUCUGAGAUUUUCCAUGACGGGCUUGGUUUGUUCAAGGGUGUCAAACAGGGUAUUCCUGUUACUAGGUAUCACUCGCUGGCUGGUUCUCCUGGUACUAUUCCGGACGAUUUGGAAGUGACAGCGAAGACUUCAAAUGGUAUAAUUAUGGCAAUCAGACAUAAGAAGUACACUAUUGAGGGAGUUCAAUUUCACCCUGAAUCUAUCAUCUCUGCGGAGGGCUACUUGAUGAUUAAGAAUGUUCUGACUAUGACCGGUGGUACCUGGGAAGAGAACGAACGUGCUCAAAUAGAGAAAAUUGAUUUAAAGAAGUCCAUAUUGGAACAAAUUCUAGCUAAACGUGAGGAAGAUGUUGCAGAAAUAUCUCGUACGCCUGGGUUGACUUUUGAGGAUUUAGAAAAGAACUUCCAGUUGGGCAUGGCUCCUCAGGUGCAUGACUUCUACUCGAAGCUUUCGAGUGCACCUCGCGGUUUGGCUAUCCUAGCGGAGAUUAAGCGUGCGUCACCUUCCAAGGGCGACAUUAAUGUCAAAGGCAUUGCUGCUACCCAAGCGUUGGUGUAUGCGGAAGCAGGCGCUACUGCUAUUUCAGUGUUGACAGAGCCCCAUUGGUUCAAAGGCUGCCUGGAGGACUUGAAAAACGUAAGGCGCGUUCUAGACAUAAAGUACUCUCCAGAAAAUAGGCCCUGUAUUUUAAGGAAGGAUUUUAUCUUUAACAGGUACCAGAUUCUGGAGGCUAGAUUGGCUGGAGCGGAUAGUGUUCUUCUCAUUGUUAAGAUGCUAUCAAAGGAGGCUUUAAAAGACCUUUAUGAGUAUGCUGUGAAGGACUUAGGGAUUGAACCCCUUGUGGAGGUCAACACUAAGGAGGACCUGUCGCGUGCUUUGGAAAUCAAUGCCAAGGUCAUUGGCGUAAACAAUAGAGAUCUCGACUCAUUCGUUGUGAACUUGGGUACUACAAGUUCAAUGGUAAACUUGAUUCCAGAGGGAACAUUACUUCUAGCCCUCUCAGGAAUCUCAUCAAAAAAGGAUGCCCAAAAGUAUAGAAGAGAAGGGGUUAAUGGGUUGUUGAUUGGGGAAGCACUGAUGAAAUCAGAAAAUCCUUCAGAAUUCAUUCAACAAUUAUUCGAUUAG
This is a messenger RNA of Eremothecium sinecaudum, 1455 nucleotides long. It is a transcript of the gene TRP3, whose product is annotated as bifunctional anthranilate synthase/indole-3-glycerol-phosphate synthase. The record is from RefSeq and is a predicted model, not a curated record. The coding region runs from base 1 to 1455 and encodes 484 amino acids. Gene Ontology annotation, cellular component: cytosol. Gene Ontology annotation, biological process: L-tryptophan biosynthetic process. The transcript has a single exon. Lineage: Eukaryota; Fungi; Ascomycota; Saccharomycetes; Saccharomycetales; Saccharomycetaceae. Gene Ontology annotation, molecular function: indole-3-glycerol-phosphate synthase activity.